Messenger RNA from Brassica napus (rape), 1759 nucleotides. RefSeq names its product probable E3 ubiquitin-protein ligase ZFP1. Bases 166 to 1536 code for a protein of 456 amino acids. Gene Ontology annotation, cellular component: nucleus. Gene Ontology annotation, molecular function: ubiquitin protein ligase activity. The record is from RefSeq and is a predicted model, not a curated record. The transcript has 6 exons. Lineage: Eukaryota; Viridiplantae; Streptophyta; Magnoliopsida; Brassicales; Brassicaceae.
UUAGAAAGGUAAAGAUAAGCAUAAAGAGAAUAUUGUAAAAGAAAAGAAAAACUGAGAAGAGGAAAAUAAAAUAAAAAAACCUUCCAUCACCCUCCUCCUUUGAUCUCUCUCUCUAUCUCCCUGAUUAAAUCUGGAUAAUCAGGGGGGGUUUCUGCAACUAUCAAUAUGAGACAAAGAAAUAUGUUGACUAGUUUAGACAUGGAGCAGCAUUCUCAAGCUUUUGGCAUCCCUCCUCCACAUAUCUCUAUUCCUAGUUUCGAACCUUACGACAACAACUCAAUGUUAUACGGGCUUCAACAGUGCCAUCAUCAUCAACGUCCUGCCAUGUCAACCCCACCACAUAUCCAUCUCCCUUAUGCGCCUUUUCAUGCUCCACCGUUUGUUCCUGGAGGUACUUCCACUGAACAUGAGAGGGGUGCACAUGUUAUGAGUCACGGAUACAAAAGAAAGAGCACUCAAGUUAUGCCCGGAAAUUUUCAGUAUCAAACCACUGCAGAAGCACCUUUCCCAUUCCCACACUAUGGCCCACAACCAGUAGAUGAGAGGAGUGUGAGGAACAGAGCAGGAGCAGCUACAAUGGAUCCGCCUCUCUCCCAUGUUCAUAAUAAUUUCAUUCAAGGAAGCUAUCUAGCUCAUCCUUUUCCACCUCCUGGCUCAGUCUGGUAUGACCAACAUUGUAAUGGCAACACAUCUGAUGGAUCCUCUUCUUCGCUUUGGCCCCAACCACCCUCUGUACCUUAUAUGCAUGGUCACGGUGUUACUGGCUCCAUAGACUCUGGUAAUGUCUGCUUUCCGAGAUACCAUGAAACAUCUAGUAGCAGAAACCAAACACCAUUUGUAUACCCUAGACACAGCCAUUUUAGCCAUCAUCCGGCACCUCCUCCCACCUUAUUACCUCACUUGGCUUCAGUCUCAUACACUGUUCCCAUGACUAUUCAUGAUGCUUCCUACAGUCAUGUGGGACCAGUUCAAUCAACUGGGUUUAGUAUAAACCCGCAACGUCCCCUAGAUGAUUUUGUACCUGCAGCGACUCUUAGAAACCAUGGACUGCCUCGCUUUAGAGCAUUUCCCACAGAUGAAGUUGCAGUGUUCAGAGAAAGAGGCUUCUACAAUGCUGUUGAUUAUGUUGAUCAUCAUCAAGACAUGCGCUUGGACAUAGAGGACAUGUCGUAUGAGGAGCUUCUUGCUUUGAGCGACCAUAUUGGCACUGUGAAGACUGGCUUAUCAGAAGAAGAUGUGGAAGCUCUUCUGAAAAGAAGAACGUCUUUAUCGACCAGAAUCAACCUGGAAGAUGCUACAUCUACUGAUCUAGAAACAGAUUCUUGCACUAUAUGCCAGGAAAACUACAAGAACCAAGAUAAGAUCGCAACGCUGGAUUGCAGACACGAGUAUCAUGCAGAAUGUUUGAAGAAGUGGUUGGUUAUCAAGAACAUUUGCCCAGUGUGUAAAUCAGAGGCACUUGGUCAUGGAAAAGAAGAAGGAACGAUAAAAAAAUUUAUAGGAGGAGAGAGGUUUCUGCUAGUUCAACCUAAAUAGACGUUAUGGUUUUUUCAACAAUGCUUAUAAAUAUUGGUUUUGUAAGAGAAAUAGAGUCAGGGUAAGUUUCAGCCCCCAAGUUCUGUAAAUUUAAAACUUUUGGGCACAUAAUUUGUAUAACAGUCUAAAGCUGAGAUUGGCUUUGUGACUAUGAAAACUGUAUAGGCUUCUUUCGUUCUUUGUACAUUUGGUUGCUCCUCUGAAGUUUAUUUUGUCUUCUUUA